This is a messenger RNA of Polypterus senegalus (gray bichir), 3039 nucleotides long. RefSeq names its product synaptosomal-associated protein 23-like. The record is from RefSeq and is a predicted model, not a curated record. Gene Ontology annotation, molecular function: SNAP receptor activity; syntaxin binding. Gene Ontology annotation, cellular component: SNARE complex; plasma membrane. Gene Ontology annotation, biological process: synaptic vesicle priming; exocytosis; synaptic vesicle fusion to presynaptic active zone membrane. Lineage: Eukaryota; Metazoa; Chordata; Cladistia; Polypteriformes; Polypteridae. Bases 171 to 797 code for a protein of 208 amino acids. The transcript is spliced from 8 exons.
UGCGCCGUUUGCGCUGGCCUCGCGGGUAGGGCACACCACGCGCCUGCGUACCCUUCGAGUCACUGAAGGAAUUCGUGAGCCGAAGUUCGGUGGUGUUGGCUGGAGCGGAAACUGCGGUUGUUCUCGUGAGAGAUUUUGGCUAAAAGGAGUUAAAACACUGACCUACCAUCAUGGCAGAUAUGUCAGCAGAAGACAUCACAAUGAGAGCCAACCAGGUCACAGAUGAAUCACUGGAAAGUACCCGAAGAAUGCUGCAGAUGGCUGAAGAGAGCAAGGAGACUGGUGUGAGAACACUAGGCAUGCUGGAUGAACAGGGAGAGCAAUUGAAUCGUAUUGAAGAAGGUCUGGAUCAUAUCAAUGAGGACAUGAAAGAUGCUGAGAAGAAUCUGACUAACUUGACUAAAUGUUGUGGUUUGUGCAUUUGUCCAUGUGACAGAGUUAAAAGCUUUGAGACAUCAGAUCAAUACAAGAAAACCUAUGGUGCCAACACAGACAGUUCCGAUAAGGUGAUAUCCAGUCAGCCUUAUAGUAAGCAAAAUGGGCAGCAGCAGUCCACUGGAACAGCACAGGGUCCAUACAUCAAAAGGAUUACAAAUGAUGCCCGGGAGGAUGAGAUGGAGGACAACUUGGACCAAGUGGGAAAUCUCAUUGGCAAUUUAAAGAAUAUGGCAGUGGACAUGGGCAAUGAAAUUGACAAGCAGAAUAAUCAGAUUGAUCGCAUCACAGAGAAGGCGGAUGUCAAUAGGUCGCGCAUUGAUGAUGCCAACCAGAGGGCCAACAAACUCAUUAAAAGCUAAUUGGCAAGAAGCUUCUUCUGGCUGACUACAUGAAUGUACAGGCAGCACCAGCAUUCAAUUUCAUGCCAUAUUUUUUCCCUUUAAAUUACAUUGUGUAUCAGUUUUCUUCUACUUCAAGGUUUACUCCGUUUACAUCUUUGGAAAUACAGGCCUUCCAAUAUGUUGGACACAUGAAAAACAGUAAAUGAGAUUAAUAAAUACAGCACAGGUAACUUCACAUGGUACAGAAAAACUCAACUGCAACAGGAGCAGAAAAUGAUGGUUUUACGCAAGCCAGAAAUGUCAAAGCUAGGCUGAGGGUAUACUAAAUGUACCAUACAUGUCCAGCAACAGUCUUCUGGUCAUUGUCAUUUAGUUUAGUACCAUGUAAAUUUGUUAUGUGAGGUAUCAAUAAUAUGGAUUCAAAUGUCAAAGCAGUGCUUGAUGAGAUAAGUGUUUAAGCAUUAGCAAACAUUCUAAAUUUUUUAUUAAGGUUGCUAAAAUUUUGGGUUCAGAGAUGAAUAUGUUCUUUUUUUAAUGAGUGUCCAUACAUCUAAUUGAAGGUUUAGAGUGUAAACCAUAUACCCAAUGCUGCAGGUAAAAUUUUAAUGCUUUUCUCAAAACUGUGAAAACGUUUUCUUUCUUUGCAGUGACUUGGUCAAAUAAAUGGGGAGCCUUCCUUUCUAAAAAAAAAUUAUAUGAAACCAUCUAGGCAGAGCACACUAUAAGUGGGGUUACCUAAAUAAUUGAUCACAAAAAAUAAGUGUUCCAGCAUUCCUGUAAUCCUGGAGGGCAUUGCAGGGUCCAGUAUAGUGUGCAUUCAUGUAGUUGUUUUGCACAGUAGUAAUAUUAGUAUUAAUAGUAAUCAGAAAAUAAUUCCUUGUUUUAGGAACUUCAUGGCAGAAAUGCUGGGCAAUAUGACUGGUUUACAUGAAGUCACAGAGAUUGUCAACAUUAUAUUUUAACUUGCAAGGCAAAUUCCAAAGAGAAACCAUAAGUUAAUGUAGAGUUUAGUAACUGAGUAACAUAAGAUUUUAGUAAAAUUAUUACUAUUAUAAUGAUCUCUGUGUCUCAGUAAUGAAUUGUAAUGUUUUCAGUAGCUCCACUCACUUUUUUGUAUAUGAAUGAAAAUGUUAUGUUUAUUGGCUAAGUAAGGUUUAAUGUUGCCUUGAGUUUUAAUGCAUUAUAUCUGAUGCAUGCAAUCGGAUCAGUGUGUGUUAGGAUGUCCUCUGAACUUGCAAGCUGUUGGAGAUGGCUACUUGCCUGGAUGUUUUUUGUUUCUUUUCUAAAAGGAAAGGAGUAAAGGGUGAAAACAACAAAUGAUUUACAAACUUAAUUUUACUAUGGCCAAAAUGGAGAAAAUGUGUGAAGGAAGCAUUUCUUGCUCUCUUUAAUGUCAGGUCAUCAUUGUAUUGAUUUUACAAUUAAAUGUAAAUUACAGGUUAGCUUCUAUGUUCUUGUUUUGUACCCGACUUCCAUAAUGUAUGAAGGGGAUAGAACCUUUAGUAUUUAUUCAUCUGAUGUUGACUGAUAAUUUAUGGUGUAUUUUGACUUUCUUGGUGAAAUUCCAUAUUCUUGGCAGGUAUCCCUGGUAUUUGCUUUGAGAGUGGAGUGGGGACUGCCACAAUUACUGUAACUUCAAAACAACAUUGUGGACUCAGGGGGAAUUUUACAACGAUAGUCUCUUUAUUGUUGUUUUCCUUCACCUACUUUAGCACAGCUUUAAUUCUGAAGUCACCAAAACAUAAUGACAGUGGGCACACUGGGCUUUAGUGGUGUUAUCGCUGGAUUUCAGGAGUCAUGAGCUUCUGGGGCUUCUUGCCUUUUGGUGCAAUGUCACCCUUGUUACAAGUCAGGGAUUAAAUAAUAAGGCGACUGUACUGUUCGCACAACUUGAUGCUGGUUCAUACCCCUUUAACUACAGGAAAAAAAGCAUCUGGGAUACUUUUGCACAACACUUUGUUCAUUAUUUUAUUCUUUCUUUUGCCUAUGUAUUAGCCAUCUUGUUUAAUGUCUGGCUUUGAUACAAGCACUUUCACAAAGUUAAGUUUUAUGUGCAUUUAUUAAUUGGUUUUGCAUGCACUCCUAUGUCCAUACAUUGGAACUGCUUAACUCUUGGCUUCACAUUCUGUAGCUGUAGUAAUACUUUGUCUGUCACAUCAAGUGCCUUUUUUCUCCUCUAAAUGUUCAAAUUGAGCCUCUUUUUCAGCCUUUUUAUUAUAUGCAGGGUUGUGUACAUUUUAAUAAAUUUCAAUAUCUUUGU